This is a messenger RNA of Striga hermonthica, 927 nucleotides long. NCBI's taxonomy places the organism in Eukaryota, Viridiplantae, Streptophyta, Magnoliopsida, Lamiales, Orobanchaceae. The record is from the annotation of a GenBank genome assembly.
AUGUUGGGUAUAUCCGAGUAUAUCCGAAGUAACUUUUCUCUGGUUAUCUGGUUAUCUUGUGGGUAUAUCCGAGGCGGGGUCGUAGCCGGCGACUCCAAGGAGCUCUCCCUAAACCUCGGCACCUUCCUCGAUUCCGGGCCGUCGCUCCGAUUCUCGUACUGCCUGAAUGAUUCCAAGAACCCUUUUGGCUUCGUCUUCAAGACUGGCGUCAGGCACUUUGGGUCGCCGGCGAACAGUCCCGUGAUGAUGAGCGCCGAGUUCAACCUCGUCGGCGGCCGGAAUCAUAGUUUCUUCAUCCACUUCAAACCCAAUGUCGGAGACUUCUCCUUGAAGAAAUCCCACUCCUCCGACCUUGUCAAGUGCCUCGGGGAGAAGCCGAGCGGCGGCGGCGGUCGAGUCGAAGGCGGCGGCGGGGUGGUGGUGGGCGAGCUGCUGAAGGGGACGGAGCUAGGCGCAAGGAUCCGCGUGCCCUUGCGGGAUCUCGCCGUGGUGAAUUUCCGGUGGGGGCUUAGGGAUCCACCUCGGGCGGAUGAGAUGGACACGGUGGUUGUGGGGAGGAAGGGCAGCGGUGAGUGGCCGGGCGGCUUGGUUAGAAUGCCGCUACUGGUGAUGAACAAUAUUGGAAUCGAACAUGUGGUGAGAUCCAAGGAGUCAAAGGUGGGGCCCGGUGAUAGGCCCGAAAAGCUGCUGACCGAGGCGUAUUUGGAUGUGAAGAAGCAACUGGAGGCGAUUCAUGCUGAGAAUGGGUUGUUGGGCAAGGCUCUGAGAGAAUUGAAGUCGGAUAUGGCUGCCGGGAAAAUGGACUUCUUGCAGGAGAGUCGCCGGGGUAGGUAUUCUGGUGGUGAGGCUGACCGGAGGGUCACUGGGGAUAAGAAAUCGUUGGAAGUGAAAGGCUUUGGUGGCCAAAACGGGUCGAAGCGUUUGUGA